Scaptodrosophila lebanonensis is the source of this 1880-nucleotide messenger RNA. RefSeq names its product tRNA-dihydrouridine(47) synthase [NAD(P)(+)]-like (gene Dus3). The transcript has 4 exons. Lineage: Eukaryota; Metazoa; Arthropoda; Insecta; Diptera; Drosophilidae. The record is from RefSeq and is a predicted model, not a curated record. Gene Ontology annotation, molecular function: RNA binding; metal ion binding; tRNA dihydrouridine synthase activity. Gene Ontology annotation, biological process: tRNA processing. The coding region runs from base 65 to 1768 and encodes 567 amino acids.
AUUGCGUCCACGUGCCAUUUGUUUGUGGUUCUAAAAUUGUUUGUUUUUAGUACAUGCUGUUGCAAUGGAGCCGGGAAUCUGCUAUAUAAAACCAGAAUUUUUGGUUGCUGAGGCAAAUGGCAGUAGCACAGCAGCGCCAGAGCUGGAAACAAAUAAAAGAAAACGCGACGCCGAUAAUGCGGCGGAGGGAAAGCCACAAUUCCUGAGCAAAAAGGAGCGGAAACGUGGCCAGAACAAAAACCGACCCAUCUUCAAGGAUGAUCGCACACAGCAUUUGUGCAAUUCGCUCAUUGAUGGCCCCGGUGGCGCCCCAUGUGCGUUAUCAAACUGCCGAUAUGUGCACGAUCUGCCUGCAUAUUUGGCUGGCAAGGGCGAGGAUUUGGGCGAUAUUUGCGUCGUCUAUCAGACCAAAGGAUAUUGCGGUCGUGGCGUCACCUGCCGUUUUGCCAAGGCCCACAUAGAUGCGGAUGGCAGAAAUAUGAAAGCAUCGCAUUACAAUGAGCAGGCAGCGCAGACCACCUGUAAUGGCAUUAGCUCCGAAUUGCAGGUGCGCUUGCGCAAGCACGAUUACGACUUCAGUCGCACCAAGUUGUUGAUUGCACAAAGUGAAAAACUGCGCGAUGAACGCAAAGCAAAGGCCGCCGAACCCCAACUAGGUGCUGCUAUUGAUGAGUCCACCGUGGGACGCGAUGCACCGCUAAAGCCUGCUGUUGAUUUUCGUGACAAACUGGUGCUCUCGCCGUUGACCACAGUAGGAAAUUUGCCCUUUCGACGCAUCUGCAAGGAAUUUGGCGCUGAUAUCACCUGCGGGGAAAUGGCCUGUGCUGUGCCGUUGCUCAAAGGUUUGACGCAGGAGUGGGCGCUGACCAAGCGCCACCAGAGUGAGGAUAUCUUUGGCGUACAAGUGUGCGGCAAUAAUCCAAAUGUGAUUACACAAGCCACUCAACUGUUACAUGAGACGGCCAAUGUAGAUUAUGUGGACUUGAAUAUUGGUUGUCCCAUCGAUUUGAUUUAUCAGCAAGGUGGCGGCAGCGCCUUGAUGCGACGCACCAACAUCCUCGAGCUCGCAGUACGCAGCUGUGCCCAAUUGUCGCCGCAGCUGCCCUUCACUGUCAAAAUGCGCACCGGCGUUUAUGCGGACAAGAGUGUGGCGCACGAAUUGCUGCCGCUGGUGGAGCAGUGGGGAGCCGCUGCCGUUACGCUGCAUGGACGGUCGCGAGAGCAGCGUUAUACGAAGCACGCGAAUUGGCAGUAUAUUGAGGAGUGUGCCGCGAAGGCGCAAAAUAUGCCCGUCAUUGGCAAUGGCGACAUACUCAGCUAUGAGGAUUAUAAAGAACGUCGUGCGCUUGCGCCGCAUGUUUCUUCCGUUAUGAUAGGCCGUGGUGCUUUAAUUAAGCCGUGGAUAUUUCAGGAAAUCAAGGAGCAGAAAUCCUGGACACCCACAUCCGCACAACGUUUCGAUAUUUUGACCAAGUACUGUAACUAUGGUCUGGAACAUUGGGGCUCUGAUACAAAGGGUGUCGAAAACACACGCCGCUUUCUGCUAGAAUGGAUCUCCUUUCUAUAUCGCUACAUACCGGAAGAGCUGCUGGUGGCACCACCACAGAAAAUUAAUGCCAGACCACAAAAGUAUCGUGGACGCGAUGAAAUGGAAACGCUUAUGAGCUCAAACAACUCGGCAGAUUGGGUAAAAUUGAGCGAAAUGCUGCUGGGUCGAGUGCCCGAGGGCUUCAGUUUUAUGCCCAAACACAAAGCAAAUGCAUAUUAGGCAGGAAAUGUAGACACCGAUGAAGAUUAAGAGUAAUUGUAGACUUAAAGUUAAUAACAUAACCCACGUUUUGUUUAAAAAAACUAGACGUAACUAGCUCUUUCUAUUCUUA